Molecule: messenger RNA, 5226 nt
Organism: Notothenia coriiceps (black rockcod)
Lineage: Eukaryota; Metazoa; Chordata; Actinopteri; Perciformes; Nototheniidae
Product: fatty acid synthase
Exons: 15
Coding region: 1-2640 (879 amino acids)
Biological process (GO): fatty acid biosynthetic process
Cellular component (GO): cytoplasm
Molecular function (GO): oxidoreductase activity; fatty acid synthase activity; phosphopantetheine binding
Source: RefSeq, a predicted model, not a curated record
AUGAAGUCAUCGUCAUUUGAUUCUUCCGGGACUCUGGAGCAGGCGGCCUCGGUGCCGGUGGUCUACGCCACAGCCUUCUACUCUCUGGUGGUGCGUGGCAGGCUCCGCCCCGGCGAGACGGUUCUCAUCCACUCAGGGUCAGGGGGCGUCGGCCAGGCCGCCAUCGCCAUAGCACUCAGCAAGAAGUGUAAAGUCUUCACUACAGUCGGCUCAGCGGAGAAGCGGUCCUACCUGCAGCAGAGGUUCCCUCAGCUCUCAGCAGAGUCCUUCGCUAACUCCAGAGACACUUCCUUUGAACAGCACAUCCUGCUGCACACACAGGGCAAAGGUGCGGAUCUAGUGCUGAACUCUCUGGCAGAGGAGAAGCUGCAGGCCAGUAUUCGAUGCCUCGCCAGACACGGACGCUUCCUGGAGAUCGGCAAAUACGAUCUGUCAAACAACAACCCACUGGGCAUGGCUCUGUUCCUGAAGAACGUGGCCUUCCACGGCAUCCUGUUGGAUGCCCUCUUUGAAGAAGGCAACCAUGAGUGGGAGGAUGUGUCCAAGCUGCUGAAGGAAGGCAUUAUGGGAGGUGUAGUUCAGCCUCUAAAGACCACAGUGUUUGAGAGGGACCAAGUGGAGGAGGCGUUCAGAUACAUGGCUCAGGGCAAACACAUCGGCAAAGUCCUCCUGCAGGUGUGUCAUGAGGAGAAGGGUUCAGCAGUCCAAGCUGCUUCCCGUGUGUCUUUCCCAGCUAUCUGUCGCACCUUCUGCCCCCCCUCCCAUUCCUACAUCAUCACUGGAGGACUGGGGGGCUUCGGUCUGGAGCUGGCUCAAUGGCUCACUGAGAGAGGAGCCCACAAACUGGUGCUGACCUCCAGAUCAGGCAUCAGGAACGGUUACCAGGCGAAGCGAGUUCGUGAAUGGAAGUCACAGGGUGUGGAGGUGCUGGUGUCGACCAAUGACGUCAGCACACUGCAGGGAACAGAGCGACUCAUCGCUGAGGCCGGCUCACUGGGCCCUCUGGGGGGGGUCUUCCACCUCGCCAUGGUGUUGAAAGAUGGCAUGUUGGAGAAUCUGACUCCUGAGCUUUUCCUCGAUGUUAACAAACCUAAAUAUGAUGGAACCGUAAACCUGGACAAAGUGACGAGAAAGUCUUGUCCAGACCUGCAGCAUUUCGUGGCCUUCUCCUCCGUCAGCUGCGGCCGUGGCAACGUUGGCCAGAGUAACUACGGUUACGCCAACUCGGCCAUGGAGCGUGUGUGUGAGAAGCGCAGACACGAUGGCUUACCUGGACUGGCGGUUCAGUGGGGAGCCAUCGGCGAUGUGGGCGUGGUGCUGGAGACCAUGGGGGGCAACGACGCAGUGAUCGGUGGCACGCUCCCACAGCGCAUCACUUCCUGUCUGGAGGUGCUGGACCGCUUCCUGUGCCAGCAGCGCCCGGUGAUGUCCAGCUUCGUGCUGGCGGAGAGGACUGUGGUGAAGAGUGAGGCGGGAAGCAAGAGAGACCUGGUGGAUGCUGUCGGACACAUCCUGGGUGUGCGGGAUGUGAGCAGCCUGAACCCUGAUGCCUCUCUGGCUGACCUGGGCCUGGACUCUUUGAUGGGUGUUGAAGUUCGCCAGACUCUGGAGCGGGACUACGACAUCGUCAUGGCGAUGAGGGAAAUCCGCCAGAUCACCAUCAACAAGCUGCGAGAGCUGGCCAGCAGCAAGCCAAGCGGAACAAAUGACUCUCAUAACACCGCAGCUAAGAGGGAAAGCGUUCACGCUCUGUUGGAGUCUGAUCUGACCCAGCUGUUGGUGAACCCCGACGGCCCCACGGUGACCCCCCUCAACAAGGUUCAGAGCCAGGAGAGGGCCCUGUUCCUCGUCCAUCCUAUCGAGGGCUCCAUCCACGCCUUCAAGACUCUCACCUCCAAACUCAGCAUUCCCUGCUACGGCCUGCAAUGCACUAAAGCCGCUCCUCUGGACAGCAUCGAGUCUCUGGCAGCGUUCUAUUUGGACUGCAUCAGACAGGUGCAGCCGGACGGGCCCUAUCGGAUCGCUGGAUACUCCUUUGGGGCCUGUGUGGCGUUUGAAAUGUGCUCCCAGCUUCAGACCCUGAACCUACCUGUGGAGUACCUCUUCCUGUUCGACGGAUCACACUCUUAUGUGGCAGCUUACACCCAGAGUUACAGGGCCAAGCUGACCCCAGGCAAAGAGUCUGAGGCUGAAACUGAAGCCCUGUGUGCCUUCAUCCAGCAGUUCACCGGCAUCGCAUACAACAAGCUCCUGGAGGUCCUCCUCCCGCUGGCGGACCUGGAGGCCCGGGUCAGCACGGCGGUGGACCUGAUCACCUCCGCCCACAAGAACAUCAGCCGGGAGCUGCUGCACUUCGCAGCCACCACCUUCUACUACAAGCUGAAGGCUGCUGACGGCUACGUGCCCACAACAAAGUUCCAUGGCAACGUGACGUUACUGCGAGCCAAAACCAGCAGCGAGUACGAACAGAACCUGGGGUCUGACUACAAGCUCAGAGAGGUAUGUGAUGGGAAGCUGUCAGUCCACAUCAUCAAGGGAGACCACCGCUCCUUCCUGCAGGGGGAGGGGGUGGAGUCCAUCAGCUCCAUCAUCCACAGCUCCCUGUCUUACCCCCCAGCCACACCUCCACCUGCAUACUAACGCCACAACAUUCCCAACAUGUCUGACCCCAGUGAGUUCAGGAUGUAGACCUUUAACCUUGUUAGAAUAACACACAGCAUGUUUCAGUCCUGUGCCAUUUUGCCCUAAAUUCCCUAAUGCACCUUAAUGCACCUUCUCAAAUCUCAUUGAUCAAUUCAGGCAAUGGACUCACUCUCUUACCUUUCAGAGCUCUUCUCUUCCUGUCAAAUGGUGCCGUCAGUUAAUACCUUAGCUAUUCUAAGAUAGGUCUCCCUAUGUUACUGUAUUUCAUUUAAACUUUUUUUGGAUUGUAGCAGGAAUCCCAAUUUGUAUUUCUUAUCAUGAGCCAGCUAUACAGUGGCCAAUAACUAAUUAGUUAGGAAGUUAUUAGAAAACGACUGUUCUAACUACUUACACAGGCUUUGUUCAAAGCAGAAUCCAAGAAAAUUUGGAUUUUUUCUAUUUAGGGAAAAAUAUGCACAACACAAAAUCAUUCAUUACAUAACAUGUUUGUACAGGCUCCUUCCAUCUAUUUAUAAAAUGACCAAGCAAUACUCAAAGCUAUCAGGCUUCAAUGGAAGACAAACUGAGAGCAGUUUAAAAAGGUAUCUGUAGCUAACAGCAAAGCAGGCAGACACAUAAAUACUUAAGUGUCCCAUUUCUUACCGUUAUUAUGGAGGAAAUUGGCAAAUGAUAUCUUAACUGUGAGUAGACCAGCUCUUACAGCAUCUGCUCAGAUAGAACCAGUCUCCCAGGGACUUACAAAUCAUUUGACAUCUCAGGAACUCUUUUAUUUUCCUCUAAAUGUCUCCCAUACAGAGAAUUGGACGGCUAUUAGCUUCUGAGUUUGACAGUAAUAGAAGUAUGUGUAACGAGCUCAUUGGUCAAUCCCUGUGUUACUUUUUUCAGUGACCAGACAUUGAAUCCAUAUCAAGCCACAAGUUGUUAGGUUCAAGGCUACAAUGAAUAUCAUGCACAUAUCAACGUGUUACUCAGAACAUCUGGCUCUGGAGAGUGCAGUGUGGACAUGGUGUGUUCAAAAGAGACGUGUGUUUAAAGGCUGCCAAGAAGUAUUUUGGUUGUAGCUCAGCAGGUUAUAAGACUUUCUUUCUUAAUCCUAGUAUCCUCCUGUUGUGACCAGAUAACAUUGACCCCCAAAUGACUGUUACAAACGUCGUAUCAGUAAAGAGCAUUUGCAUGUAUUUGAAUGACCAGUACACUUCAUUGCUGGAUUAAUUCGUUUUUGGCAUUAUUGAUGCCAGUAAAUAUCAUUCAAUCAUUUGUAAUUAACAUGUCUAAAUGGUAAUAGAUUGUCUUACACACCAUGUUACACCUGUGCUUCUAACAUCACAACAACUAUAAAAAAAGAAUGUAGCCUAGAAUAGCAUGAGAGGCAGGCUCAGUAACAGUAUAAACACACGACCCUGUUACACUGCCAUGGGAAACAAAAUACUUGUGGACUGGCAAAAGAGGACCUGAUAGUAUUGGUUAUAUGGACAUUUGGAGUCUUUCUUUUGUUUUAUUUUGUAUUUAUUAUAUUUUAUUUUGUCCAAAAGAAAUGUGUUUACCUGUGUGAGAGGUAGCAAUCAUAUCACUUUAAAAGUGUUGCUGUUGGUUUCAUAAUAUUUUGCUUUUAUGCAAAGCAGGUUGUUAACGGUUACAAACAAAUUAUGGAAAGCAUCCUACAACUAAAUAUGUGUAUUAAUGUAGUGCAUAGUUGCUAACAGUGUCAUUAAAUACUUAACAAAUAUAUUGAUAAACCAUUCUGAUUUGUAAAACAGAUGGUUCUGACAUGACAUGCUGAAAAAACACGUUCGAAUUCAGUCUAUUUUUAAGGGAUUGUUUUUAUUUGUUUUUAUCAAUUUCCCUUAAAUACUAUUAUGCCCUGGUACUAAUGAAAAAUAGAUAUUAAUUUUGUAACAAACUGUUAUUAUUUGUAUCCUGCAGUACUAAAAACAAUGUGUAGAAAUGAAGAUGCUGCGUUACAAGAUGGAUAACUCGUGACAGGGCUUACCUUGAUUCAUAAGGCAGUGUUUAUGAAAUAGACACACUGAUCAGCAAACAAGGAAAUAAUAAUAUCUGAUAAGGUAAAAGGGUCUGUCCAGGCACAUUUUUCCCAGCUUACAAACGUGUUACUGAUCUAUGUGAACACAAGGUGUUACUGAGGGCCAAAACUAGUGACUGUUACAGUAUUUGAAUAGUGAAUAGGUACCUUAAUGUGUCACUAAAUGCUGUGUCUUUCCUUAAAUCAGCUGUUAGGUUGUGAAUGACUACUAAGGCCGCCGUUGUAUUAGGACACAACUGAUCUAGUAGGGGGAUCUCCUCUUUCCUGGGGUCUUUGCUGGAAGGCCUUAUCCUCCCAGAGCUGUCUCUGACUUCCAUGACCCUCACUUAAUUUCAUGACACCCCCCCCCCCCCCCCGCAGCAGUCAGCGUGACCUCUGAGACCUCCACCUGGUCUAUGAAGAGUCCGCUGACCGGAGGCAGACGUGGGGAGUGAUUGCUGUGAAGAGGAGAAGGAAGAGACAGUGUAUGCUCAUCUCUUAUAUUAUUGUAAUAUUUCCAGUAUUCUUUUGUUAUGACUAAUAAAGGCAUCUCGCUAAUAAGU